This is a messenger RNA of Talpa occidentalis (Iberian mole), 4624 nucleotides long. RefSeq names its product CCR4-NOT transcription complex subunit 4 (gene CNOT4). Gene Ontology annotation, cellular component: CCR4-NOT complex. Bases 334 to 2475 code for a protein of 713 amino acids. Gene Ontology annotation, molecular function: metal ion binding; RNA binding; ubiquitin-protein transferase activity. Lineage: Eukaryota; Metazoa; Chordata; Mammalia; Eulipotyphla; Talpidae. Gene Ontology annotation, biological process: protein ubiquitination. The transcript has 12 exons. The record is from RefSeq and is a predicted model, not a curated record.
UCGGCGUGCGCCUGCGCACCGGAGGCCGGAGGAGUCUUACCCUAAUGUAAGAUGGUGGCCCGUCUGGCUGUGGAACCCACCGAAAGCUGAGAGUCUGCCUCUCAGCCGUAAAGGUCGGACUCGCUGAAGCAAUCAGGCCCGGUUCUGAAGAGUUUUUUCCCCGACACUCGUUCAGCGGUCUCUGGGGAGGACGCGGCAGCGCGUGGAGGCGGCUGAGGGAAAAGCGAGGCAAGGCAGGCGGGCCUUUGAAGUUCUCUACAUUAGUUCUCAGUGCUGGACUUCCUUCUCCCUUAAAUUAUUAUAAACUCUUGCUGCUGUUUAAUAAACGUGAAGAUGUCUCGCAGUCCCGAUGCGAAGGAAGACCCUGUGGAAUGUCCUCUUUGCAUGGAGCCCUUGGAGAUAGAUGAUAUCAACUUUUUCCCUUGCACCUGUGGCUACCAGAUUUGCCGAUUUUGUUGGCAUCGAAUUCGCACUGAUGAAAAUGGGCUUUGUCCUGCAUGUCGAAAGCCAUAUCCGGAAGACCCAGCAGUUUACAAACCACUUUCCCAGGAAGAACUGCAAAGGAUAAAGAAUGAGAAGAAACAGAAACAAAAUGAGAGAAAACAGAAAAUAUCAGAAAAUCGCAAACAUUUGGCUAGUGUGCGUGUUGUACAAAAAAACCUCGUCUUUGUUGUAGGUCUGUCUCAGCGUCUAGCCGACCCAGAGGUUUUAAAACGACCAGAAUAUUUUGGGAAGUUUGGUAAAAUACAUAAAGUUGUCAUCAAUAAUAGCACAUCAUAUGCAGGCUCACAGGGUCCAAGUGCCAGUGCUUAUGUCACUUAUAUCCGGUCAGAAGAUGCUCUCAGAGCCAUACAGUGUGUCAACAAUGUCGUGGUAGAUGGCAGAACGCUUAAGGCAUCUCUAGGUACAACAAAAUACUGCAGUUACUUCUUAAAGAAUAUGCAGUGUCCAAAACCUGACUGCAUGUAUCUACAUGAAUUGGGGGAUGAGGCAGCCAGCUUCACGAAAGAAGAAAUGCAGGCGGGUAAGCACCAAGAAUAUGAACAGAAGCUACUUCAAGAAUUAUAUAAAUUAAAUCCCAAUUUUCUUCAACUAUCUACGGGUUCAGUUGAUAAGAAUAAGAACAAAGUGACACCAUUGCAGAGGUAUGAUACCCCCAUUGAUAAACCUUCAGAUUCUCUCAGUAUAGGGAAUGGUGAUAAUUCCCAGCAGAUAUCUAAUAGUGAUACACCUUCACCACCACCUGGUUUAUCAAAAUCCAAUCCAGUCAUCCCCAUCAGUUCAUCUAAUCACAGUGCACGGUCACCUUUUGAAGGGGCGGUAACUGAGUCACAGUCGUUAUUCUCGGACAACUUUCGUCAUCCCAACCCUAUCCCAAGUGGGCUUCCUCCUUUCCCCAGUUCCCCACAGACAUCCAGUGACUGGCCUACAGCACCAGAACCACAGAGCCUCUUCACGUCAGAGACAAUUCCAGUAUCGUCCUCAACAGACUGGCAAGCAGCAUUUGGCUUUGGUUCUUCUAAACAACCAGAGGAUGACUUGGGUUUUGAUCCCUUUGAUGUCACUCGAAAAGCCUUAGCAGACCUGAUUGAAAAGGAACUGUCAGUCAAAGACCAGCCUUCCCUUUCGCCCACAUCUCUUCAAAACUCCUCUUCACACACUACAGCCGCCAAAGGUCCUGGCUCUGGAUUUCUGCAUCCUGCUGCACCUACAAAUGCCAACUCUCUCAAUAGUACCUUUUCAGUCUUGCCACAGAGGUUCCCUCAAUUUCAGCAGCAUCGAGCGGUUUAUAAUUCAUUCAGUUUUCCAGGCCAGGCAGCCCGCUAUCCUUGGAUGGCCUUUCCACGCAAUAGCAUCAUGCACUUGAACCACACAGCAAACCCCACCUCAAAUAGUAAUUUCUUGGACUUGAAUCUCGCGCCACAGCACAACACAGGUCUGGGAGGGAUCCCUAUAGCAGACAACAGCAGUUCUGUAGAGAGUUUAAAUAUGAAGGAAUGGCAGGACGGGCUAAGGGCACUUCUACCCAACAUUAACAUCAACUUUGGUGGACUGCCCAAUUCUUCCUCCCCCUCCAACGCCAACCACAGUGCACCAACGUCCACCACUGCCACCACCGACAGCCUGAGUUGGGACAGCCUUGGCAGCUGGACAGACCCAGCCAUCAUCACAGGUAUUCCAGCAUCUUCAGGAAACAGUUUAGACUCUCUUCAAGAUGACAAUCCUCCACACUGGCUAAAAUCCCUUCAGGCCCUCACAGAGAUGGACGGCCCCAGUGCUGCUCCGUCACAAACCCACCACAGCGCCCCCUUCAGCACACAGAUCCCUCUGCACAGAGCCAGUUGGAACCCCUACCCUCCUCCUUCAAAUCCGUCCAGUUUCCACUCCCCACCCCCAGGCUUUCAGACAGCAUUCAGACCCCCCAGCAAAACCCCCACAGAUUUACUACAGAGUUCAACACUGGACCGCCACUAGGGAAAGAGGAGAGACCAUUAGCAGACGCAGGCUUGAUCCCUCCCCGUUUAUCCCCUCUCAGCCCACCACAGCUCCCUCUCAUCUCUUACGUUCUGAAGAAUCAGAUCCUGAUCAGUUUUUUUUUUUUCUCCCUCCCCCAAGAUGCAAUGCGAUGACAGGGUCAUUAUCAUCUUUUUUUUUUUUUUUUAAAUUGUAAAAGUUUCUGUUGAUCCAGCAUUUGAGUGACACUGUUGAAUGUUUCCUAAAAAUGCCUUUAAGGAGGAAAAAAAAAAAAGGAAAGCCAAGGGAGGCUCGAUACUUAGAAAAUUACUGUUUGUCUGUGGCGCAUAAUAAUGACAUAAUCUGCUUAGCAGAAAAUGACAAUUAAUCUCUAGGAAAGGUCAAAUAAAUGCAUUAUCAACUGCAGAAGUUGGAAAACCAGGUUAAUUGAAAUGAGAUUGCUAAAUGCACGGGGGAAGCGGUGGUCCUGGCGUCCAUCGGUAGUCAGCUUAUCACUAUUGCAGGAAAAAUGCUUUUAAUUUAAGUUUUAAUUCUUUAAGCAAGUUGAUGGAGAGGACUUGAUUUUGUCAUGAAGCAAAAGAAUUUAUUGUAAGUUGACAGGAAGACACUGAUCUGUACUAGUAUCUGGCUGCUUGCUCGAGAGUUUCUAAGGAGGGGAGAAGCGAUUUAUUUAUUACAGGAAAAACAAGAGUUUGGCUUUAGAUUUAAAAGUAAAUUCCAAUGUUUUGAGGAAAAAAGUAUUCACAGAUUUAAUACCUAUGCAUAAUAUACAAACAGAAAUAGAAGUGAUUUCUUCAGUCUCUCUCCUCAGUCAGAACCUUUUUUCUUUUACCUUAAAUUCCCUUGGCUAGGGCACUGAGCUAGCACUGCUCUGGGGCCAUCUGAGGAGCAAAUCUCUGACUUCCUUGCCUGCAGCUUUUACUUAACCCUGUAGUUUCUGGACAUUUGUGCAGUAUUGAAAACACAGGAGAAAACAGAAACCUGGUUAUAACCUGAUGCUAAAACUAAACGCAAGGAAUUGUACCUCUUUCUUCAGAAUUAAAACUAAAAUCUUAAAUAAAACAGAAACCUUGAUGAUGACCCUUGGAUGGUGGUGGUUUUUGUUUUGCCGUUUGAUUGCAUGUGAGUCUGAAACAUUUCGCAGUCGCAGCCAUUAGACAUUUCCCUUGGUUUUACAUCUUCAACAACAGGGAGGAUGUUGUAAAAGAAGACACUAGAAAACAGGGUUCCUUUUUCCGUCAGCCACUGCCGUCGGUGAAGACCUGCCCGGCUCUCCUGGUGGCUUCCAUGGAAGACACCUCCCCAUGCUGUCACCUGUGCCGACCAGACCUUCCCAGCUGAGGAGCUUCAUGUGCCAGGAGCAGGCGGACUGUGGACGUGCUGAUGAUUUGGUUCUUUCGGGAAGACUUGAUGGGAAAGAGAGUGGAAUAUGUAGACACCCACAGCUAUGACCAGCCAUGCUAGGGAGGCCUAGAGAUGGAGCGAUGACAUUCCACUGCCCUAAAGAGGAAGAGGACAGACAUGAAGUGCACCCUGCCCGAUCCCCCAGAGUCCGUAUGGUUUGUAUGUCUGGACUCGGAUUGCACUCACAAGUCCAGAGCUGGAGUUGGCGUGUCCUCGGCCACACCCAUUAAGGGCAUCUUGUAAAUCUUCCGAAUCUUACAUUCUGAGCUUUCACAUUGCUUUGUCUCCCUUAGACCUCUCAUUUACACUUCAGUUUGUUACCAAAAACAAACAAUUGGAACUGUAUUUGAAAACCAUAAACAGGGUAUUCGCCAAUAAAUGUCAAAACAGUAGAUGUUGAUGGAAUAUGGCCUAAAUUGUGUUUUAAAAAUCAACCGAAAGGCUCCUGUAAUAAGAGGACAGAGGAGUGGAAGCCACGGGCUCUCUGUCCUAUACACUUUGCUUUGGUUUCUGAGUCUGCACAGGCAGCGCCGAGUGAUGGGCCAGCACACAAAUGGUAUUCAGGUAGAGUGAUUUGUAACCCCGGUGGGUUUUUUUUUUUUGUUUAUUUGAGGAGGGGGAUGGGGGUGGUUAAUCCUACGAUAAGGGUAAUCAAUAAAAAUGUUGCAUUUUCUGUAAACGAGGGAAAUUUUCUAAGGCUGUGCUGUGAUUGCGUGUACGUGUUUAAGGCCUCAAACAUACAGAG